AUGAGGCACUGUGCCCUGGAUCUUUGUGAAAUCCUUGCCACCCACCUUGACGAUGAUAUCCUGUGUUUACGAGUAAAGAUGCUGGAACUAGGCAGUUGCACGGCUAUUCUCAGUGAAGAUGUCUCAGAGUGCUCCACCUACAUCCUGAGCGCCCGCGCUGCCGGCACCGCGCCCUGCAGCUUCCCGCCGAGACACCUGCGCACCCAGCUAGACGCACUUCCCGCGUACCAGCGCACCCUACUCACCUCCCUACCCGAGAUCUACUCGGCACAGCGGACGCGCGAUCCGCCGGACCCAAGGAUCCGGAGCAAGUGUCAAGACCCUUCUGGAGCGACACUUUUUCAUUCUUGUACCCCUCCCCUUCGGCUGCGGGGCCCCUACUCACACGUUCCCCCGAACCUCUGUGCGCCCAAGAGGGCUCUGCCCUCGGAGACCCGAGCAAGCUCCGCAGCGCUCAGCGGGCACAGCCGAUCAGGCGCCCCGGCCACCCCAAAACAGUGCCAACCUCCGUGUACCCGGGGCCCCCAUCUGGAGCCAGCCCACCCAGGACCAGGCGACGGGCGGCGCCUAAGGGCCCCUACUCACACGUUCCCCCGAACCUCUGUGCGCCCAAGAGGGCUCUGCCCUCGGAGACCCGAGCAAGCUCCGCAGCGCUCAGCGGGCACAGCCGAUCAGGCGCCCCGGCCACCCCAAAACAGUGCCAACCUCCGUCUGAUCUUGGGAUUGCUGCUGCUCACACUGCACAUCACGGUUCGGCGCGGUUCCGGAGCCGCCGACGGGUCCAACGCGGCCACGAGCAACGCCAGCCUGGCCCAGCUGCAGAAUAACCUUAACCUAGAAGGCGACUCCGCAUCAGAAACCAGCUUUCCUCUCUCCAAAGAAGUACCAGCAGAGCCUCUGGACCACCACGCAACACAUCAACCCUUUCCCAGACAGCGAUUCCCACCAGAAACUGGGCACCCCUCCGUGCAAAGAGAUGGUCCCAGGUCCUUUCUCCUGGACUUGCCAAAUUUUCCAGAUCUUUCCAAAGCUGAUAUCAAUGGGCAGAAUCCAAAUAUUCAGGUCACCAUAGAGGUGGUCGACGGUCCAGACUCUGAAGCAGAUAAAGAUCAGCACCCGGAGAAUAAGCCCAGCUGGUCAGUCCCAUCCCCCGACUGGCAGGCCUGGUGGCAGAGGUCCCUGUCCUUGGUGAGGGCCAACAGCGGGGACCAGGACUACAAGUACGACAGUACCUCAGAUGACAGCAACUUCCUCAACCCCCCCAGGGGGUGGGAUCGUCAGGCCCCAGGCCACCAGACUUUUGAAACCAAAGAGCAGCCAGAAUAUGAUUCCACAGAUGGAGAAGGUGACUGGAGUCUCUGGUCUGUCUGCAGCGUCACCUGUGGGAAUGGUAACCAGAAACGGACCCGGUCUUGUGGCUACGCGUGCACUGCGACAGAAUCUAGGACCUGUGACCGUCCAAACUGUCCAGGCAUUGAAGACACCUUCAGGACAGCGGCCACGGAAGUGAGUCUGCUUGCAGGAAGUGAGGAGUUUAAUGCCACCAAGCUGUUUGAAGUCGAUACAGACAGCUGUGAGCGAUGGAUGAGUUGCAAAAGCGAAUUCCUAAAGAAGUACAUGCACAAGGUGAUCAACGACCUGCCCAGCUGCCCCUGCUCCUACCCCACCGAGGUGGCCUACAGCACAGCAGACAUCUUUGACCACAUCAAGCACAAGGACUUCCGCUGGAAGGACGCCAGCGGGCCCAAAGAAAAGCUGGAGAUCUACAAACCCACAGCACGAUACUGCAUCCGGUCCAUGCUGUCCCUGGAGAGCACCACGCUGGCUGCCCAGCACUGCUGUUAUGGCGACAACAUGCAGCUCAUCACCCGGGGCAAAGGGGCGGGGACACCCAACCUCAUCAGCACCGAGUUCUCUGCUGAGCUGCACUACAAGGUGGAUGUGCUGCCCUGGAUCAUCUGCAAGGGCGACUGGAGCAGGUACAAUGAGGCACGGCCGCCCAACAACGGGCAGAAGUGCACUGAGAGCCCCUCUGAUGAGGACUACAUCAAGCAGUUCCAGGAGGCCAGGGAGUACUGAAAGGAUGUGAGGUGCACAGGCGCUAUCUCUGGUUUUAGGGCACUGAUCACCCAGGUCUUCCCAUGUGUUUAAGUGUAUAUUUGUGUAUACUACAUGAGUUUUUAUGAAUUACACAAGGGGUGGGCACCAGGCCCGUGCACAACCACCAUGGGAAGCCAUCUUGAUCAUGCACAGACCUCCGUGUAGGCGGCCAUGUGGGCAGGAGGCUGGGACACCACAGCAGACAGAAGAGGAACCUAGGAGCCUUGUGGGUGUGAUCUGGUGUUUCCAGACAUGGAAAGGAGGAAAGAGACUGAAGUUGUAAACAUUAUAAGUAGUUUUUAUAUAUAACUUAUUUAAUACGAAUGUGACUUAAGCUUAACCUUUUCUCUGGAGUUGUCAUUGUAAAGCUAUUUAAUUGUUUCUGUGAGAAUCAGACAGAGCGGGGCCUAGGGAAGUGGGAGAGAAAAGGAAUUUUGCAAUGGUUUCCUUACAAAGAAAAUAGUGCAAUGGAAGCAUAUCAAAAUAAGAAAACACCCACCUUAAACCAAAUGUUAUGUAGUCGUACAGCACCUUGCUGGAGUCUCAGAUUCCAAAUUUCUCUUGCCUCAGACGGGGUAUUUUUAGGGGAAAAUCUGAGCCUAGGUUUAAAAUAGGCUUUGAAAUAAAAGAUGAAUGUUAGCAUAUCCUAUGGUCUGCUAAAAGACCCCCCAGACAGUAGAAUUUCUGCGCAAGUCUUAGUAGGUUCGGAAGAUUGCAGGAAGUUCAGACAGAGAAAGAGCAGCACUUUUCCAGAGGAAAAAAGCAAAAGAAAUGCAAAAAGAAUAUGAUCUCAUUUCAUCUAACAAUUUUUUUCCACUAGUCUACCCCCAGGAAAUAAAGUAUAAAAAAGGAAGGAGGGGAGCUGAAGUCUUGGAAAUUCUAAUUUUUUUAUGUUUUAAGAAAGAAGAAAACUGCAUUAUUUUUAUAAAGUAUUUAUUGAGUCACUGGGUGUUGUGCAUCAGAUGAUCUGGUUCUAUAGGGUGAAACUUAGGAUAAAUAGAAUGGGUUCCUAUGCAAUAUCCUACCUGCAAAACUCCAGGAAAAGAGAAUAUAUAAUAAAGUCAUAAUAAAAUGUUUUACCUGCAGCCUUGAUUUAUGAUACAAGUACCAUAAAUAGCCCUAGGUGGUAAUGAAAGGCUCAUUGAUUGACAACACAGUGGUGGCUGGCGUUAAGUCAGCAUCUUUGGCACCGAUUAUGUCUGUCCAGCCCCCAAGUGGCUGAAAUCCAUUGACACACAUGUCUCUAUUUGUCCACACAAAGCUAAGCAAACCAAACCAGAGCAAAGGCUGAAAACAGCUCAGAUGAAUAAAGCCACUUUCAAACAAAAUUCUGCAGUUAUAAUUACAAGCAGAACUGCUUUAUCAUUCAAAUUAUUUCUUUUCUAGAUAAGAAACCAAAGCUCAAAAAAAAAAAUCACAUUGGACCCAUCUUUCAUUUUCUAGCCUGAUGUUCUUCCUACAAAAAGGGAAGUAGGGGCUGGGGAUUUAGCUCAGUGGUUCCAGUGCCUGCCUUGUAAGCAGAAGGGCCCAAGUUCAAUCCCCGGUAUCAAAAAAAAAAAAAAAAAAAAGAAAUUUUUGCUCUCUGUAUAUGCCUAACAUCUUUGGUAAUCUUGACCCAAACCUUAAGUUCUUUACAUAAAACUCUUCUUAUGAAAAAGCCCUUAUCAGUCACAAUGCAUUGCCCUAAAUAUAUUAGGAUGUUUGUAUUUAGGAUCUUCAUCUAAUCAUGGAAUGAAGAGCCUUAUUCAAAUCUGAAGGAAUGUUAUGCAACUGAACUAACACAGAAUCAAUGGGUCCAUGUAUCAGGGAAGCAGAUUUGGUUUCUGACAGUAGGAAGAUAAUUUUUUUCAAAGCAAAUUGGCUAGCAAUGGAAUGCAUUGGCUUUGAUAUGAGGAGUUCCCUCACAGGACAUACACAGAAGCAGAAAAUGUAGAUGAGAUGGAUGGGAAGCUAGACUGCAUACUAAGAGACGAAAACAUUCCGCAGUGAGAGCCUCUGACAAAUGUUCUAGUUAGAGUUGGAGGAACACCAUUGAAAGGAAGUUCAUAAGUGAGAUAAUGGUAAGUGACAUAAAGACAGAUUUUUGAUCACACUCAUGAUGUUGAGAUGAUCACAGCGGCUUACCAAGAGUCUGAUAAGUAUGAUCUUGGCCAAGUGAUCCUCUUCUAAAUGAUGACCCAGGGUCCAGACUCCUUUUAUCUGUCACUCUGCCAUCAUCAAGGUGUGACUCUCUAGGAUGCCCUGGAGGUCAUCUCUAGUACAGCCUGCUCCAAGGGUAAAGAGCAGGGAGAAUAAAUGCACAGUUUUAAGUCAGGCAGCAAAGACCUAUACAUCACUCCUCACUCUCUGUGGCUCUGCUAUUUGUCACACCAUUCCAUAAUGGUGACAAGCCACUUGGGAGUCCAGGAAGCAGAAAUAGACUGCACAGCACUGCUAGUCUGUGCCCCAGAAGUGGGUCACAAGUACCUUGAUCAUACGUGGAAAGAAAGGAAGCAGAAGGGUCUCUGGGUGGAUCCAAAGCAAGUGGUCAAAGGCAGAGAUCCUUCUCACCUCUCCUGUGCUACAUGCUAUUUUAUAGUGCUAAGCUGCAAUACCUUUAUUAGAUUUUCAUCAAAUACCUAAACAAAUACCUAAAAAAAGCAAACCAAAGGAGGAAAGGUUUAUUCUGGCUCAUGAUUUCAGACAUUUCAUUCCAUGGUCAGGAGACUCCAUUGCUUUUAGAUCUGUAGCAAGGCAGAAGCAUCAUGGUAGAAGGGCAUGUUAGAGAAAAUCUGCUCACCUCAUGGCAUCCAGGAAGCAGAGGAGGAAACAGCUAGAGCAGAAGGAGCUGGAGACAAGAUACUCUUUAAAAGUGUGGACCCAGUAACUUAAUUCCUCCAACUGGGCCCCACCUCCUAAAACUCCAGCUAUAAACUCAUCAAUGGAUCAAUCAACUGAUGAAGCCAGUGCCCUCAAGAUCCAAUCACCUCUGAAUAUUGCUGUCUUGUCCCAUCAAGUCCACAGUACAUGAAUCUCUGGGGGACCCUUCAAAUCAAUAGCAUAAACUCUAUAAGUUUUAAAACACUUUAAUUUUAGAAUUAAUUUCCUUGCGGACUAUAGAUAGAUCAGUGCUAGUCCAAGGACCAGUUUCCUCAAGUCUCCCUAGUGACAGUGAUCAAAACCUCAGGAGCAUCAACUCUGUCUCGAUAUACACAGAGUUAUGAAAAAGAGUUUGGGAGAAGAGGACAGGGCAAAUUUCUUUCUUCGUAAUCCAUUUACAAUUUCCAAUGGAAAAAUGUGCGAGUCAUUACCAUUAUCACUGCACAAUUUCAGACAAAUUAAAGGCUUGCUUCAGUAAUUACUACGUGGGCAAAUGCAGAAACAUAUAUCUGUGUGUACAGAUCCUGCACACAGUAGUGCAAAGUAAGGCAGAAAGUUUACAGUCAGUUGCUUUUUUUUUUUUUUUUAACCAUAUGGGAUUAGAAGACGGAUAUUUUCUAGGAUCAGAAGGUAAGAUUUACUGAAACAAAUUUUUGGAACUAGCAUCUCUUUGUUGAAUUGUACCAAAAGAACAAACCUUAGAUACAGAUAAUUUGUUUUUUAGAUUUGCACUUAGAAAUCUAGAAAGCCAAAAUACAAAGACCAGUGCUUUGCCUGUAAUGGCAAAAAUAACAUCAUCCUUAGCCAUUUUAGUGGUGGGGGACUUGGCAAGGGACUGGGUUGAGACACAGCUGCAAUAGCAAAGCUAGGUAAGAAUAUUUAUGACUUUGCUAAUUUUCUAUCUGUUCUGGGAUUAAUAAAUGCACCCUUAUAGAUAUUCAUGAUUGCCCUAAAAAUGAAAAAAAAAUUUAAAUGGCACAGAAAAGUCUUUCAUUCUUG
Molecule: messenger RNA, 5958 nt
Organism: Fukomys damarensis (Damara mole-rat)
Lineage: Eukaryota; Metazoa; Chordata; Mammalia; Rodentia; Bathyergidae
Gene: Ism1
Product: isthmin 1
Exons: 9
Coding region: 1-2079 (692 amino acids)
Biological process (GO): negative regulation of angiogenesis
Source: RefSeq, a predicted model, not a curated record